This is a messenger RNA of Beauveria bassiana ARSEF 2860, 2385 nucleotides long. RefSeq lists its product as uncharacterized. The record is from RefSeq and is a predicted model, not a curated record. Gene Ontology annotation, molecular function: protein-arginine deiminase activity; calcium ion binding. Gene Ontology annotation, cellular component: cytoplasm. The transcript is spliced from 2 exons. Lineage: Eukaryota; Fungi; Ascomycota; Sordariomycetes; Hypocreales; Cordycipitaceae. The coding region runs from base 1 to 2385 and encodes 794 amino acids.
AUGAAGUCGAUCCCGAUUGUCUUGGCCGGCCUGGCUGCCCUCGCCGCCGCCCGCCCUCCGACCAGCGAGGAGCUAUGUGUCGGCUUUAACGGCGAUAUUGACGCGUGCCAGCGCGAGUCCAAGGUCUGCUUUGACGAGAUCGAAGCCAAGAAGGAGCUUUUUACCUGGACCAAGCUAUUCAAGUGUACCCAGGCCCGCCGUCCCUCCGCGUCAAGCAGCGCCGCUCCUCCUGAUGCUGCUGCUCCUACUACUACGCCUGAGGAUAAGCCCGCGCCGCCUCAGGAUGGCAUCGCCGACCGCGAGAGUAAAGAUUGCCUCGACAAGCUCGGCGAUCAGGCGGACUGGUUUACGCUGUUCGAUUGUCUCCAGGCCCGCCGUCCCUCCGCGUCAAGUAGCGCCGCUCCUGCUGCUGCUGCUACUCCUACCACUACGCCUCAGGAUAAGCCCGCGCCGCCUCAGAACAGCAGCGUCAUCAACAACAACAACAACAACAACAACAACAACAAGGCUACCGCGAACAAGGCUGACAUCCGCGUCGACACCAAUCGCGACGGCAUCGUCGACGUCGACGGCACCUCGGAUCAGGCCGGCAAGGACACCUGGACCGACGCCGCCGGCGCCAUCUUCCUGCCCAACGUUGCCGACUCGGGCGACCGCUGCAAGAAGCUGCACGCCGACUUGCAGCUGCCGAAGCAGCUCGCAACUUUGUACGAUACGCUCGCCAAGUGCCACGACGCCGCCGACGGCGAGCAGCGCGCGCCGCAGAACCUGGCCCCCAUGCGCACUGUGCCCAUGACAGGCCUGAGCGACUCUGCCACCGGCACCAUCAGCGUCGCCGACGAAAAGUCACGCGCGCUCGUCCGCGUCUUCCGCCAGAGCAAGGACGGCAAGUGGGAGAUUGUCAAUAAUGACACCGUCUUCACCGCGCAGGACCUCAGGGACGGCCUCACGCUCGGCGUGGAUGCCCGCGACACGCGCCGCCCGGACUGGGACGGCCGCGUCAAGGUCGACUUCAGCGUCGGCGACGGCCAGAACGAGUCCAAGGACACCGUCAUGCUGCGCGUCGCGCCCGUGCUCCUCCAGCACCACCGCCAGGCUGUCAACGAGGUCUUGACGUCGGGCCUUCCCAAGGCUACAGGCGAUUUCAAGGCGUACCUCGACAAAAUCAUGUCCGGCAUCCAGUCCAGCAUGAAGGCCGCCGGCAUCACCGGCCCCUUGACCCGCCUGCCCAACAACGACGCCUGGGCGCAGGACUACUUUGAGCCCGCGUACGCCAGCAUGCCGGGCCCCAACAAGACCGUCGUCGCGCUGCGAGUCAUCAUCGAGGGCCGCCACGACCCGCGCCUCAACUCGACCAGCAUCAUCUACACAACGCUCCGCGGCGACGGCGUCGGCGCCGUCGCCCAGCAGCUGCCGCGCCAGGCCAACCUCGAAAAGCGCAGCUCCGACUUUGACGCCGGCGGAAACCUCGAGAGCAUCCCGCCGUACGAGCUCAACGGGAAAAAGUACCCCGCUGGUCGCAUCAUUGUCGGCGGCGACAGUCAGCGCCUGCCCGUCGGCAUGGAUUUCUUCAAGGCCCAGGAGGUCCAGGCCCCGCUCGUGCUCGACUCGACUUGGCUUGCGGUCAAGCACGUCAACGAGAUGGUGCAGGCUGUGCCCGCCAAAACGCCGCGCGGCUGGGCCAUCAUGGCCAUCGACCCGGAGAUGGGCCUGAAGAUGCUGCGCGACGCCGAGGCGGCCGGCCACGGCGACCAGAGCGUCACCGGACGCCAGCGCACCGGCCCGACCAUUGCGCAGUUCCUCAGCACAGAGUCCAACAUGGUCGCCGCCGAGGUCGCCGCCAAGGCCAUGGCCGCCAACAUCGAGAUGCUCAAGAAGGAGACGGGCCUUAGCGACGCCGAGAUCCACCGCGUCCCCGCCCUCAUCAGCCUCUUCGACCUCAGCCAAAAGUACGUUCACAGAUCCAGUCGCCGCCGCGGCAUCAGCAGCCGCGACGAGUCCGCCGAGGCCGCCCUCGACCAGGAGUUCAUGGACAACUUCCCCUCGCACUUGCUCGACGACGACGACGACGACGACGAGGUCGCGCCCAACAACACCACCGAGCAGCGUCGCCGGGCCGCUGCCACCAAGCCUCCCCGCUACAGUUCCGUCCUGCCCAGCCUUGUCAACGGCGUGCCCUUGUCCGACUCGCACUACCUGGCCCCCCAGCCCUUUGGCACCAUCAUUGACCGCAAGUACAUAUUUCAGGAAGCCGCCACCGCCGCCUUCAAAAAGGCGGGCUUCACCACUGUUGAUUACCUGGAGGAGUGGAGAAUUCACUCCGCUUUUGGCGACUUGCACUGCAUGAGCAACACGUUUCGCGAUAUUUCUGAACCUUGGUGGUAA